Molecule: messenger RNA, 3824 nt
Organism: Bombus impatiens (common eastern bumble bee)
Lineage: Eukaryota; Metazoa; Arthropoda; Insecta; Hymenoptera; Apidae
Product: peroxidasin-like
Exons: 8
Coding region: 1437-3443 (668 amino acids)
Biological process (GO): response to oxidative stress
Molecular function (GO): heme binding; peroxidase activity
Source: RefSeq, a predicted model, not a curated record
UAUAACUCUCAUCUGCUAUCAUUGACCUUUAAGUAAGCCAGUUUAAUAAUCACGAAGUAUAUAUUAUUUUAUUUAUCUUUCUCUUUUACAUACCAAUAUGUAAUAUUAAAUUCACGUUUAUGAGGCAAAAAUCUUCAUAUUCAAUAAGAAAUGUGACCCCAUCACUUAACUUUGAUUAUUUUUGAAACAACUGACAUCAACUGUUUGUUGAAAGCAGAUACAGAUUGUUAUUAGCAUACAAAUAAUUCUUAUAAAGUUGUUUCACUCUCUUAAUUGUAAUCUAUCUCCCUACGCGCGCCAUAAAUAAUCGCACGAGACGCGUAAUACAUACUAUUUUACGGAUUGCCGCAUAAAGAUUGUAGGCGUAUAUAAGACUGUGCAUAACCAACGCAGUUAAUCAUUCGCAACAUCGUCCCCAAGAAUCUUAAUCUUUGGACAACGUUAUAGUCGAGCCUAUAAGUGUCAAUUAGCACAGUAUAAUGGUACUAAGACCCUAUACGAGAGGUAUGCUGUAAAAGAACAUGCAUGUAAUUAUGCACAUACAGCGUGCUAUGUACACGAAAGUGCUAAUGUACUUUGGAUCCUUGAAACUGUACGUCCAACCGCGACUACGGAUAACAUAGACUAUGAAAGGUAAACCUUGGUCUUGUUCAUAAUACCAAUCCGGUUGCAGGAAUGAUGCGCUUUUACCGUAUUUAUAAGAGUUAUAUACGUUGGUUCAGCGUACCUUGUUGACAUCCUACACUAGCAUGAUUCUUACUAGGCCCCACUCUUUAAACCCACGGAACGGACUGCAGUUUUACUUUCGUUCGAGGAUCGGUCUCAGUUCAGGUUUACCGCUCCGUGCUCUUGCGUAUACUCGACGCGGUUCUUGCGAAAUUUUACGAGGCAAAUGAAUUCUGUUAUACGUUGUUGUAAUUAAUAUACAAUCAAUUACUGUCUGUCAAUUACUACCGAUACGAUAGUUUUGGAAAAAAUGUACUUGUGUGUGAAACGAAGGCCGGUCAACGGUAUAUUUCUUUUCCUGUCACGGUGAGUGUUUCCGCUUUCAUUUUGCGAGAUAAACGAUAUCUCGACUACAUACUUCGGUACAUCUCGAAUCGCGACCUAUGAUUACAACUACAUACUUGAAUAAUUUUUGUGAAUAAAGUUGUUUCAUCCGAAUGUUUGACAUAAUUUAACGUUUGAAAAUGAUUUUUCCAUUUGCAUUUUUAAAAUAAUGUCAACAUUACAGAUAAUUUUAAAAUUUCAUCUAGUAUAUUAAUUAAUUAAUGAAAAGAAACUAAAAAUGUUUUAAAAAUUCAUUAGUAAUGUGUCGCCUACUUUCUCAGUGAGUGGAUUUGGCAUAGAUCAUAGAAACACGUGUGUGUCAGCAAAACAAACAUGUAUUCCUUGCCACGUUGGUACUCAUCAAAGGUACUACAUUACCUUCAAAUAUGUUACUGGAUCUGGGUAGGCGUACAAAUAUUUCGAUGGAGAAAUACGAUCAGGCGGAGCGAGCAAUCCUGAACUCGCGGACACAUUUGAAUCACGGUUCUCCUUCAUGGUACCUCGGUGUGUCACAUGAAAUGACCGAACACGCUCAGAAUCUCUCAAGGAAAGCUCUACGGAUAGAAACGAUGGCCGUAAUGCUGGUAGAAGCUUUGAACAUGUCAUCAAAAGAAGCAUCUUCCGUAUUACCAUCGGUAACUGCAAUCAGUUGUCCUGACUCGCCUACAUAUUUGCAAGUGAUGGCCAGCUGCAAGAAGAUCGAUCCUCGCUACAGAACGCACAGCGGGAAGUGCAAUAACGGUUUGCAUCCGACUUGGGGCGCAGCUCUAGAAGCUUAUAUACGGUUCUUGCCAACUGAAUACGUCGAUGGUGUUUCUCUACCGCGUAUAGAUUUACCUAGCGCCAGGGACGUCUCUUUGAGAGUUCAUUCCGGAGGAUCCGAUCUUAAACAUCCGUAUCUAAUGGCGCUCACCGCGCUCUUUGGUCAAUUCCUCAUUCACGAUCUCGCGCACACGCCAAAGAUGGAACUACCCGAUGGGGCGAGACUAAAAUGUUGCGACGUGGAUUACGAACACUUUCAUCCAGAAUGUUUUCCAAUCCGAGCCAAUAAUGUUGUCGGCUGCAUGGAAUAUUCUAGAUCGGCGCCGCACCCAGGAAAUUCGCUACAGGGAUGCAAAUUGGGUCCUCGGCAGCAAAUCAACCAAGCGUCAUCGUACUUAGACCUUUCCCCUGUUUAUGGAAGUUCCGAAGAUGUAGCGCAAGCUCUGCGAUCCGGCAAGGGUGGUUUGCUUAAUACACAGAGGAAGAACUUGCCCAUGCCUUCGCCUAAGUAUGAAAGUUGCAGAAGCGCGAACAAAGCUUUCCCAUGUUUUCUUAGCGGGGAUUCACGGGUAAACGAGAACCCCGGUCUCACUCUAAUGCAUGUACUUUUUCUACGUGAACAUAACCGAGUCGCUACAGAGCUAGGACGACUGAAUCCUCACUGGGAUGACGAGAGACUCUAUCAGGAAGCAAGAAGGAUCGUUAUCGCAGAAAUGGAGCAUAUAACUUACAACGAGUUUCUACCAGUUGUUCUCGGAGAAACAACUCUCGACCAAUAUCAGUUACGCUUAACGCAUCAAGGAUACUUUCGAGGCUACGAUACUCGAACGGAUGCGACACUUUCAAACGCUGCCGCCUCUGCUGGACUCUUCUUCAUUGCCACGCUGACCCCAAAAACCCUCGACCUAGUUGACUCGCGAUCGGCGUUAAAGUCUGGAGAAAGGUCCUUACUAUCGGCCUUCUAUGCUCCGCAAGAGUUCUAUGAAGCUGGUGCUAUUGAUCGCCUGAUUGCUGGCGCUACAGCGGGACAUUCUAGGAAGCCAUUGCCACCAGGACUGAAUGAAAUACUUUUGGAACGAUAUUUCCAUGAUGGAAAAAGCAACGACAUUCCAGUGGAUUACGCUGCGCAGAUCAUACAACAGGGAAGGGAUCAUGGUUUGCCAUCUUAUGUCAGAUGGCGAUCAUUUUGUAAUUUAGCACAUGUCAGUAGUUUUGAACAUCUUAGAGGAGCAAUGUCCAAAGAUACUAUAGAAAGACUUCGAAAUGUUUAUAAAAAUGUAGAAGAUAUAGAUUUAGUAACAGGAUUGCUUUCGGAAGCACCAUUACCUGACUCAGUCUUAGGACCAACGUUUCUUUGUUUAUUGGGCCGUACUUUUCGGAAUAUUCGUUUUGGUGACAGAUAUUGGUAUGAGAAUGGAAAUACCCCAGGAUCGUUUACCUUAUAUCAAUUAGAAGAGAUCCGAAAAAUCACAAUGACGCAAAUAUUAUGUUACAAUGGUGAAAGAUUGAAUUGGGUGCAACCUAGAGCGUUUCUUCUAAGAGAUCGUUUUUUAAACGAAGUGAUAAACUGUACGAUACACAAAAGCGGAUCGCCGAAUCUUUCAUUUUGGAAAGAAAGGAAUAAUUCAUAACUUUUUAGCUACUUGUAAUUGUACAUAGCAAAUAUUACAUAGCUAUUAUUAACAGAAAACGCUAGAACUUAUGUUAAUCAACAUUGUUCCUUAUCAUAGAAGCUAUAAAUCCGUAUAUUUCAUUUUCUUUUCCAAGACGAUAAAUUAAAAAAAAAUUCAUUAAAUCAAAAAUGAAUAAAAGUAAUUAUAAAUGAAACACACACUUGCUACUUACUACUUAAAAAUUAUGUAUCUGAUGCACAUGCUAAUGUGUAUCUCUUUUACUAUGUCGUAUUUAAUAUUUUUUAUACAUUUUGUAAUAACUACAACUAUAACUACAUUAAUAAUGAUUGUACUUAAAAAAUACAUACAAUACAUACAAUAUAUACAAUACAAAAAUUU